UCUUCUUCGCGGAAAACGCCAUAUCCUCGACCUCGCUCUCCUUCCCUUCCAAAGCACACAUUCCACGUUCCAUUUACUACAACCCCACUCCCUCCUUCCAAAUUAAGCAUUUAAUUAACAUCAUUAACUUCGUAUUAACACUAAAAAAGUAAUAAAUCCGAGUAGAAUAAUCCAAAAAAAUCCGCCACAAAAUCCAUCUAAAGCAACCCACCGGUCCCCUUCUAUGGGCUGUGCUGCCUCUCGCGGUCGUUGCAUCGCCUUCUCUCCAACGCCGGCUCCUUCCCUCUCUCUUCCUCCCCCUCCGCCACCUCCUCCUCCGCCUCCACUGCCGACGCUUUUGUUAGGGAGAACCCCCACCCUCUCCUCUCCUAUCGUGGUACAUCACCCAUCCCUCCACCAGGGCGACUCUACCCAUCUCGUCUCCCUCACCUCCACCACCUACGGCUCCCUCAAAACCCUAGACGACCCCGAUCCCCAGCUCGCCGCGGCCUCUGCCUCACCCACCGCCGUCAUCAACGCCUGGGACCUCAUGGACGGCCUCGACGACCUCCCUUCCCCAACCUCCGCCUCCAAGAAGCCCUACCUCCUCCCCCGAUCCCUCACGUACCACCACCACCACCACCAUCGCGCGAUCAAGGCCAAGGACGAGCAUCCCGCCGUUAAACCCCUCUGGAAGCACCUCGCCGAUGAGCCCAAGCGCCCCAAGGUCGUCCUGUUCUCCACGUCCCUCCGCGGCAUCCGUCGGACCCACGAGGACUGCUGCACCGUUCGCGCCAUCCUCCGCGGCUUCCGCGUCGCCGUCGACGAGCGGGACGUGUCGAUGGACGCCGCCUACCGGCGGGAGCUGCAGGCGCUGCUGGGAAAGGGCCGGCCUUUCUCGCUCCCCCAGGUGUUCGUUGGCGGGCGCUGCCUUGGUGGCGCGGAGGAAAUCCGGCAGCUCCACGAGGCUGGGGAGGUGGGGCGGCUUCUCGAGGGGGUCGCUGCGGAGGAUCCUGCGUUCGUGUGCGGCGGCUGCGGCGGGGUUCGGUUCGUUCCGUGCCCUAAUUGCAGCGGAAGCCGCAAGGUGUUCGUCGAGGAGGAGGGGAGGAUACGACGCUGCGAGGAGUGCAACGAGAAUGGAUUGGUACGCUGCCCUAACUGCUGCUCUUAGUGAUGCUCCCCCACGAAAAAAAUGGAAAAAUCGUUCCUGAAAUUAGAUAUGAAGAAAUGAGAAUCGAGAAGGAAGGAGAACUAAAUAGAUUAUUUUUUUGUAAUUUUCUUUCUUCUUUUUGGGCCAAUUUGGAUGUAAUUUAAUUGCAGUUGAUUGAUUCUCGAAGGGGUUGGGAAUCAAUUGAGAUGUGUAUGGAAGUAGUGGUUUUCUUGGGAUAUAAGAAAUGUGGGCUAUAAAUGAAGGGGUUGUCAGUUGUGUGGAUUGUUGGAUACUUGGUACAUAUGAAGGGGAAAGAACGUCUGGGUUCUUGUCCUUAAAAAGUGUAUCGUUGUUAUGAUGGAAAUAAAAUUGUUUGUAUUAAAACUAUGGCAAUCAGUUCAUCCAUGUAAAUAUGGAGCCUGGUUUGCUUACUUUUUAUAA
Elaeis guineensis (African oil palm) is the source of this 1570-nucleotide messenger RNA. RefSeq lists its product as uncharacterized. The record is from RefSeq and is a predicted model, not a curated record. NCBI's taxonomy places the organism in Eukaryota, Viridiplantae, Streptophyta, Magnoliopsida, Arecales, Arecaceae.